AUGCCUUCUCUUCAUUAUCUUUGUUCUCACCUUCAAAAUGCUUCCCGAGCAUAUUUAGCACAGACAUCUUUGCCUGCAACAAAACUUAAUCUUGAUAUAUGUUUAGGAUUAUAUACACAUGGAUUAUUAGGAUCAGUACGUCGAGGGUCUUAUUGUGGGCCUGACACAGUUUAUACUCCAACCACCUUCGAUAAUAUAUCAACACGCCGUAUAUGGGUGGAUUUAAAGUAUCAGAUGAUGGUGCCAGUUUUGAAACAAAUUAAGGUUAUAAGCAAACCAGGGCGUCGACAAUGGAUGUCAGCGUCUAAUUUGGCACUUUUGACUAGGCAAAGAGUCAAUUUUAUACCGGCUUUGGAGAUGGGAGAAUGUUUAUUUAUUCAAACACGGAAAGGGGUAAUGGAAAUUAGAGAGGCAAUUGGGCUUAAUUUGAGUGGAGAACUUUUAUGUCGGGUGUCUUAACGCAUAUAACGCAU
This is a messenger RNA of Pneumocystis murina B123, 473 nucleotides long. RefSeq lists its product as hypothetical. Gene Ontology annotation, cellular component: ribosome. Bases 1 to 459 code for a protein of 152 amino acids. The record is from RefSeq and is a predicted model, not a curated record. Lineage: Eukaryota; Fungi; Ascomycota; Pneumocystomycetes; Pneumocystales; Pneumocystaceae. The transcript has a single exon. Gene Ontology annotation, biological process: translation. Gene Ontology annotation, molecular function: structural constituent of ribosome.